AUGGCCUUGACUGACGGCGGCUGGUGCCUGCCGAAGCGCCUUGGGGCCGCGCCUCCUGCGGACGCCAGCGACUCCGGAGCCUUUCCAGCGCGGGAGCCCUCCACGCCGCCUUCCCCCAUCUCCUCCUCUUCUUCCUCCUGCUGCUCUCGGGGUGGGGAGCGCGGCCCGGGCGGCGCCAGCAACUGCAGGACGCCGCAGCUCGACACGGAGGCGGCGGCGGGACCCACGGCCCGCUCGCUGCUGCUCAGUCCCUACGCCUCGCAUCCCUUCGGGGCUCCCCACGGACCUUCGGCGCCGGGGAUCUCGGGCCCCGCGGGCGCCCUGUCGAGCUGGGAGGACCUACUGCUCUUCGCUGACCUCGACCAAGCCGCGACCGCCAGCAAGUUGCUGUGGUCCAGCCGCGGCGCCAAGCUGAGCCCUUUCGCGCCCGAGCAGCCGGAGGAGAUGUACCAGACCCUCGCCGCCCUCUCCAGCCAGGGGCCUGCAGCUUACGACGGCUCGCCCGGUGGCUUCGUGCACUCGGCGGCCGCCGCCGCUGCAGCCGCGGCCGCCGCGAGCUCCCCGGUCUACGUGCCCACCACGCGCGUGAGCUCCAUGCUGCCGGGCCUGCCGUACCUACAAGGUGCGGGCGGCGGGCCGGCCAAUCAUGCGGGGGGCGCGGGCGCGCAUCCCGGCUGGCCGCAGGCCUCGGCCGACAGCCCCCCGUACGGCAGCGGAGGCGGCGCGGCGGCCGGCGGGGCAGCGGGGCCCGGCAGCGCCGGCUCGGCCGCGGCUCACGUCUCGGCGCGCUUCCCCUACUCGCCCAGCCCGCCCAUGGCCAACGGCGCGGCCCGGGACCCCGGGGGCUACGCGGCGGCCGGCGGUGGGGCCGCGGGCGGCGUGAGCGGGGGCGGCGGCGGCCUAGCGGCCAUGGGCGGCCGCGAGCACCAGUAUGGCUCGCUGUCGGCCGCGCGGCCGCUGAACGGGACGUACCACCACCAUCACCACCACCACCCGAGCGCCUACUCGCCCUACGUGGGGGCCCCGCUGACGCCCGCCUGGCCCGCCGGACCCUUCGAGACCCCGGUGCUGCACAGCCUGCAGAGCCGCGCCGGAGCCCCGCUCCCGGUGCCGCGCGGCCCCGGCACAGACCUGCUGGAGGACCUGCCCGAGAGCCGCGAGUGCGUGAACUGCGGCUCCAUCCAGACGCCGCUCUGGCGACGCGACGGCACCGGCCACUACCUGUGCAACGCCUGCGGUCUCUACAGCAAGAUGAACGGCCUCAGCCGGCCCCUCAUCAAGCCGCAGAAGCGCGUGCCUUCCUCCCGGCGGCUUGGAUUGUCCUGUGCCAACUGUCACACCACGACCACCACUUUGUGGCGCAGAAACGCUGAGGGCGAGCCUGUGUGCAAUGCGUGUGGACUCUACAUGAAGCUCCAUGGGGUGCCUCGACCGCUUGCUAUGAAAAAAGAGGGAAUUCAAACCAGGAAACGAAAACCUAAGAACAUAAAUAAGUCAAAAGCUUGCUCUGGUAAUAGCAAUAAUUCUGUUCCCAUGACUCCAACUUCCACCUCUUCUAACGCAGAUGACUGCAGCAAAAAUACUUCCCCCACCACACAACCGGCAGCCUCAGGGGCAGGCGGCUCGGUGAUGUCCGGUGCCGGGGACAGUGCCAACCCCGAGAACAGCGAGCUCAAGUACUCAGGUCAAGACGGGCUGUACAUCGGCGUUAGCCUGGCCUCGCCAGCUGAAGUCACGUCGUCGGUGAGGCAGGAUUCCUGGUGCGCCCUGGCCCUGGCCUGA
Messenger RNA from Rangifer tarandus platyrhynchus (Svalbard reindeer), 1782 nucleotides. Lineage: Eukaryota; Metazoa; Chordata; Mammalia; Artiodactyla; Cervidae. The record is from the annotation of a GenBank genome assembly.